Conger conger (European conger) is the source of this 1976-nucleotide messenger RNA. Its product is annotated as prolactin-releasing peptide receptor-like. Lineage: Eukaryota; Metazoa; Chordata; Actinopteri; Anguilliformes; Congridae. Gene Ontology annotation, cellular component: neuron projection; plasma membrane. Gene Ontology annotation, molecular function: neuropeptide Y receptor activity; neuropeptide binding. The transcript has 2 exons. Bases 1 to 1095 code for a protein of 364 amino acids. The record is from RefSeq and is a predicted model, not a curated record. Gene Ontology annotation, biological process: G protein-coupled receptor signaling pathway.
AUGGAAGACAAUGGCAGUGGAUGGCCAGUGGGCACUGCACCCCAUUGCGGCGCGGGGGGUAAGGGCAACACCAGCAGCCGGGUCUUUGAGGUAGCGCUGCAGAACAGCUCCUCCAACCGCAGCUCCCAGUUUUCCGGGGUGGAGCUACUUCAGUCCUACAAGCCCCUCAUCAUCCCCUGCUACGCCCUGGUGGUGCUGGUGGCCAUCUUUGGCAACUACCUGCUGCUCUACGUCAUCUGCCACACCCGCAAGAUGCACAACGUCACCAACUUCUUCAUUGGGAACCUGGCCUUCUCCGACAUGCUGAUGUGUGCCACCUGUGUGCCCUUCACACUGGCCUACGCCUUCAACCCCCGAGGCUGGGUGUUUGGCCGGUUCAUGUGCUACCUGGUGUUCCUCAUCCAGCCCGUCACCGUCUACGUCUCAGUCUUCACACUCACUGCCAUCGCCGUUGACAGGUACUAUGCCACAGUUCACCCUCUGAAGAAGCGCAUCUCUGUGUCCGCCUGCACGUAUGUGCUGUCUGGCAUAUGGCUGCUGUCCUGCGGGCUAGUGGCUCCCGCGGUGGCACACACGUACCACGUGGAGUUUCAGGAGGAGGGCUUCACCAUUUGUGAGGAAUUCUGGAUGGGCCAGGAGAAGGAGCGCCUAGCCUACGCCUACAGCACCCUGUUCAUAACCUACGUCAUGCCCCUCUCCGCCCUCUGCAUCUCCUACCUCUGCAUCUCAGUCAAACUGCGCAACUGCGUGGCGCCUGGCCACUGCACCCAGAGCCAGGCGGAGGCCCAGCGCGCCCGUAAGCGCAAGACCUUCCGGCUGGUGAGCCUGGUGGUGGCCGCUUUCGGGAUCUGCUGGCUGCCCAUCCACGUGUUCAACGUGCUGCGGGACAUCGACAUUGACCUCAUCAACAAGCACUACUUCCUGCUCAUCCAGCUACUCUGCCACCUGUGCGCCAUGAGUUCUUCCUGCUGCAACCCCUUCCUGUACGCCUGGCUCCAUGACCGCUUCCGGGCCGAGCUGCGCAAGAUGUUCAACUGCCACCGGCGCAUCGGCAUUCACACCAACAACUGCGCCACCGCCAGCGUGGUGCUGUGACCUCCCCCCCAACAGCAAAACGGGAUGGGCUGAGAGGACAUGGAAUAGCAACAGGACCACAGGAUGGGUCUAAAGGAAGGACAGCAGGCAAUUGUCUGUGCUGAGCAAUGCUACUUAUAGCCACAACAACGGUCAAAUCCCAAAGAACAAGCAGGCCCUGGAUCAGGAAAAGAGGACUGUGCAAAGCUGUAGACUUUCUGACAGGUCGAUGUGCUGAAAGAUACUGUGGUAGGACCGCUCAUAUUUAUAUCGGGCGAGGCUUUUUGUCAUUGCGAACACUGAAGCCUUUGAGACCGCAGUGUGUGUGUGGACAGGCUAACAAUCGGGGAACGGGAGAGGUAUUUAAAAGGGGAUAGAGGAGAGUGAGCUGUUAGUGCACAGUGCUCCAUUCAAACUGAAUACCUGUCCAGUCCAGUGAAUACUGCUGAGGUCACAGUUACAUGAGGGGGUGGUCGGCAUUGGAGACCUUCAGCAGGGUAAUGUCCUUCAGCAGGCAAUCUCCUUACCUAUGAAAGAAAGACAAUAAGAGGAGGGGAAAUUAAAAGCAGGAGUGGGAAGCAGAGGAGGGGGAUGAGCUGGGACUCUUAAAGAUAAUUAUUUUGCUCUGGUCUCUGAACCAUGAUUUUUUUCAAAAAAUGUAAGUAAUUCACCCAUAGCAUAUGAACUGUUCAAAGUUGUAUUAUAUAAAAGGUAUGGGGCCAUUUAAAAAUGCUAAUUACAACUUCCAUUUUGUAUAUCAUAUUUGCUUAUUAAAAUUAAAUCUGUCCCUAGGCUUACACUACAAGACCCAUAUGGAAGUUUGCCAUUGCUGGUCAUUCAUGGUUACCACCUCAGGAUUGGUGUUAUGUAGUUUGUUCUGUGUUAGUGUGUCACAAAUUACA